CGUCAGUUUCAGUGAAUGUAAAUAAAAACUGUGAUUAGGAGACUUGAGUUGAUUUCGUUUAACAUAGAAAACAUUAAUUUCAGUCAGCAAUAUGAGCAGCAGCUACUAUUUCGCUGUUGUUGGUCACAAUGAUAAUCCCAUUUUCGAAAUGGAAUUCGUAAACGCAAACAAAGAGGCUAAGAAAGAAGAUCAUCGUCAUUUGAAUCAAUUCAUCGCCCACGCAGCACUUGAUCUAAUCGACGAGCACAAAUGGAAAACAAACAACACAUAUUUGAAGUCGAUCGACAAGUUCAACCAAUGGUUCGUGUCCGGCUUUGUGACUGCUUCUCACCUGCGGUUUGUCAUGGUUCACGACAAUCGCAAUGACGAGGGUAUCAAAAACUUUUUCAACGAGAUGUACGAAACGUACAUAAAGCAUCUUAUGAACCCGUUCUACAUGCCGAACACACCGAUCAAAUCCUUAUCAUUCGAGAAAAAGGCUCAAUUUUACGGACGAAAGUUCUUGGGGUCGUAAAAUUAAAUUGAACCCUUACUCCUGA
This is a messenger RNA of Culex quinquefasciatus (southern house mosquito), 539 nucleotides long. RefSeq names its product probable trafficking protein particle complex subunit 2 (gene Trs20). Gene Ontology annotation, biological process: endoplasmic reticulum to Golgi vesicle-mediated transport. The transcript is spliced from 2 exons. NCBI's taxonomy places the organism in Eukaryota, Metazoa, Arthropoda, Insecta, Diptera, Culicidae. Bases 92 to 514 code for a protein of 140 amino acids. Gene Ontology annotation, cellular component: nucleus; TRAPP complex; cytoplasm. The record is from RefSeq and is a predicted model, not a curated record.